Solanum dulcamara is the source of this 989-nucleotide messenger RNA. RefSeq names its product protein BIC2-like. NCBI's taxonomy places the organism in Eukaryota, Viridiplantae, Streptophyta, Magnoliopsida, Solanales, Solanaceae. Gene Ontology annotation, biological process: blue light signaling pathway. The transcript has a single exon. The record is from RefSeq and is a predicted model, not a curated record. Bases 265 to 768 code for a protein of 167 amino acids.
UUGUUUAUCAUUAUGUGUCUGUAUAUCUAACAUGAAAAAAAAGAACACGUUAUAUAUAGUUCAACCACAAGAACUCUAGCUAGGAAAUAAGUGAACCCUACAAAAAGGCCAAACAUAGAAACCCCACAAGACCACAAAUUCAUGUAAGAACAAUUAAGGAAGUGUCAAAAAAAUUGAAAGUGUUAGACGUGUAUAACAUUACACCACUCAUUGGUCACAAAAUGUCACUUUUCAUUUAAUUUUUUUAUAAAUUCAACAAUUGUUAUGAAAGAAAAUCAAGAAAUCUCUCUUAAGCAAGUUGAAUAUCCAUUUCAAGAUUCUAUCAAGAACAACUUUGGAUCUUUGCCAAUGGUGGAUUAUGGAGAAAAAAUAGGUGAUUUUUUCGACUCCACGAAGAAGGAAAAUCAAAAACUCUCUCAUGGUUAUAAACAAGGUGAGUAUCAAGAUCAAGAUUCUAUCAAGAACUUUGAAUCGUUGUCAAUGGUGGAAGAUGGAGAUAAAACAGGCGAUUUUUCCAUUGUAACGGAGAAAUUAGGGUUAUCGGGGCGUGAGAAGUUGAAGAGGCAUUGGAGAGAAGUUGGAGGUAGGGUUUGUGUGCCAGAGAAAUGGGGGAAUGAGGGUUCUUUGAGGGAAUGGAUGGAUUGUUCUUCCUUUGAUAAAAUGCUAGCUCCCAAGGAACUAAAAUCAGCUCGUGAAGCCUUGAUGUCUCAAGGAAAACGAGCACGUUCAGGUUCAACUUCAAGAAUGCUCGAAAUCACAAGUAGAUAGUCAUGGAAGAUCAUAUAUAGUUAGGAAGAAUAAAGAUGUCUCUGGGAAGAUGAGCACAUUCAACUUCAACUUCAAGAAUACUCAGUGACAACAAAAUAAAUGGCUUGAUGUGGCUUAAUUAGCCAAGAUCAUGAAGUGUAGGAUGAGAAUAUUGAUAUUGAGUUAGUAAGGUCAUAAAUUAGGAUAUUUCAAGAAUAAAUGCUUGUCUAGGAGCUUUUAAA